CACGCUCGCUCCUGCAGUCUCUUGAUCUCCUGCACGUCCUCACGCAUCCACUCCGUCCGGAUUCAGAUCCGGUCGGUUCUCACGCUCCUGCGGCCUCAGCGCGGAUAAAAACCCGGAUUUGAAGCCGCGGCGGCUGCAGCCUGCGGACCUGAACGCUCAGCAUGGCUCAGAAAGCGGCUCUGAUCGUCUUCGCCCAUCAGAGCCCGGCUUCGUUCAACGCGGCGCUGCGGGACGCGGCGGUCCAGGAGCUGUCGGGUCAGGGCUUCCGGGUCACCGUGUCUGACCUUUACGCCAUGAACUUCAGAGCCAGCGCCACGCAGGAUGACAUCAUCGGCGACCUGAAGAACCCGGAUCACUUCCAGUACGGCGAUGAGACGAUGCGGGCCUGGACCGAGGGCCGCCUGAGCGAUGACAUCACCGCCGAGCAGCGCAAGCUAGAGGAGGCGCAGCUGAUCAUCUUCCAGUUUCCUCUCUACUGGUUCAGCGUCCCGGCCGUCCUGAAGGGUUGGUUCGACCGCGUCCUCACUCAGGGGUUCGCCUUCAGCCUGCAGAAAAUCUACAGCAAGGGCGUUUUCAAGGACAAGAAGGCUCUGCUGUCGUUCACCACCGGAGCCCCAGAGUCCAUGUUUCAGCCCGACGGCAUCGACGGAGACAUAAACGUCACGCUGUGGCCGCUGCAGAACGGGAUUCUGAACUUCUGCGGGUUUCAGGUUCUGGCUCCUCAGAUCUUCUGGGAUCCGGUUCACUGUCCCGCCGCUGUCCGCGCCCAGAUGCUGGAGGGAUGGCGCGCUCGCCUGGGAGGCCUGCUGAUGGAGAAACCUUUGACCUUUGCCCCCUGUGAGCUCUUUGACCUCAGUUUCCAGGGGGGGUUCAGGCUGCGGCCCGAAGUGAAGGAGGAGCAGGAGGCGCAGCCGUUCGGCCUCUCCACCGGACAUCACCUCGGAAAGCCGCUGCCGCCAGGCGACCAGACCAGAGCGCCAUCUGCAGGUGGAAACAGGAAAUAGCAGCUCAUCUUUAACUCCAUCGCUUCCUGCAGAUUUCAUGUUUUAUUUUUUAUUUUUAUGAGAUGAUUUAACCAAGACAUUUACCCAAACAAUGUAUUGAAACUUAAUCAAUUCAAACACUUUAAAGGUGCAGCGUGAAGGAUGUAGUGACAUCUAGUGACAUGCUACACCACAUCUUCUUUUAUAUACAGUAUAUAUACAUAUAUAUAUUUUCUUCUUUUUGCAAAAUUUUUAUUGAGAAAUUCGUCCUUUAAUGAGUUGACUGUAAUCUAUAAUGUGUUUCCAAGAGGAUAUGAUGUCAUGUUUUUACAUUUACACAGACAAAAAUGAUUAGCAAUAAUCUGAGUUAUUUAGCCUGUGAUGAGAAAGAAAAAUGGGGAUUAAUUUUUCUGUGUCAUAUUUUCACUCAUUUAUUCAUUUAUAAAUGUCAGUUUAAAACUAAAUAUUUAGCUCCAUACAAAAAUGUUUAUCUUUGAGCUAGCAAAAUAAUUAGUUUACAAUAAAUAUAUUUAGCUAACAUGCUAAUUCACGUGUCAAUAAGUGGAAGUGGACUAUCAAUAAAUAAAAGCUGUAUGACCGAAAUCUGUUAUUCCUGCAUACAUGCGCAUCAAAUUAUUUUAAUUUCUAAAUAAAACAACAGUGUUAUGUCCA
Messenger RNA from Xiphophorus maculatus (southern platyfish), 1655 nucleotides. RefSeq names its product NAD(P)H dehydrogenase [quinone] 1-like (gene nqo1). Gene Ontology annotation, cellular component: cytosol. NCBI's taxonomy places the organism in Eukaryota, Metazoa, Chordata, Actinopteri, Cyprinodontiformes, Poeciliidae. Gene Ontology annotation, molecular function: NAD(P)H dehydrogenase (quinone) activity. The record is from RefSeq and is a predicted model, not a curated record. The transcript is spliced from 6 exons. Bases 162 to 1004 code for a protein of 280 amino acids.